AUGUCUACUCUGCAGCCAGUCAACCCUAAACCUUUUCUGAAUAGUUUGACGGGGAAACCGAUUGUGUGUAGAUUGAAGUGGGGUAUGGAAUACAAAGGGAUUCUGGUGGCCGUCGACGGAUACAUGAAUCUGCAAAUGGCAAAUGCAGAGGAGUACAUCGAUGGCAACAACACAGGAAAUCUGGGCGAGAUUCUGAUCAGUUGGAUUUUAUUUAAAGAACAUAGCAUCCGGCAAGACACUCAUCGUUGGUGUUCUAUGGAUACUGAUAAUUUUGAAAAACUGUGGGAGCUUUUGUCCGACUCAGAAGAUGGAGCCGAGGUGGACAACGCUGAAGCGUUCAACACACUUCUGAAUUUGCAAAUCGUUCAGUUUAUUGAAUCUGGGAAAGCAGGCAACAUAGCGGAUGUAAUUAAACGAGAAGUUGAUGCGCUACUUGUUAGUUCGGAAAGCUUGGAUGUUGGGCAUAACUCUCAAGGAACAUCUUCAAGUCAGCGCGGUACAUCGACUGAUGCUGAGAAUCCUAAAUUGCAUCAUGCCUUCACUAGUGCGUCUGAACGGAUGGUGACGCCUAUAUUCUUUGGUAGGAACCAGAACAUGGCUAUGGUGUUCAAUUUUAAUGUGAAGCAAGGCGGUACAUGGCAGAAAGUACCGGAAGAGCUUCUUUGUAAUUACGAUUCAAUGGAUUCGGGCAGGAAUAUUGAUGAGAUAGGUAGAUUGUCACAGCAGCUUUUAUUCCAGGAUCAAGUUGAAUUGUUAACUGCUAUCAAGGAUGUUUUUGAAUGGCAGACAGUUGAACGUUAUGGUAUCGCGGCUAUUCUUCGCCUUAAUUUUCUUAAAAGUUUGUCGGAUUGA
Angiostrongylus costaricensis is the source of this 852-nucleotide messenger RNA. The record is from the annotation of a GenBank genome assembly. NCBI's taxonomy places the organism in Eukaryota, Metazoa, Nematoda, Chromadorea, Rhabditida, Metastrongylidae.